Molecule: messenger RNA, 845 nt
Organism: Zophobas morio
Lineage: Eukaryota; Metazoa; Arthropoda; Insecta; Coleoptera; Tenebrionidae
Exons: 7
Coding region: 141-728 (195 amino acids)
Molecular function (GO): protein binding
Source: RefSeq, a predicted model, not a curated record
UAUUAUUAUUAUUACUAUUAUUAUUAAUUUAUGUAUUUAUUUUCCAUGUAUUUGCCUCCUUGAACCCGACUUUCACUUGGAUUCUUCAGUAUACGGUGCUGCACUGGGGCGCCAAACAUGGAAAUCCGCAGAUCAUUCAGAUGUUCGCUGGGAAGUACAAGGUGGAUGUCAACGGGAAAACGGGGUACACGCCGCUUCAUCUGGCAGCGCAGUUCGGACAUAGGAAGGUGUAUGAAAUGCUCAUCAAUGAUUAUAAGGCUGACGCCAAAAUCCGAGAUUACAGUGGCCGCUUACCCUCGUACUACUUCGAAGACAAGGACCAAAAAGCCAGAAAAGAUAACAUUCGCAAAAUAAAGGCGCGCAAAAAACCCUCAGAAAAAGACCUAGGUUUUUUAAGAAUAGGGUCCCUGAAUGUACGAGUCAAGAAGACAACCGAGGCUUUUAGUAACUUCUUAGGGGUGGGGAGCGGCUCAGUCACCUCCCUGGAGUCAACCAAUGAGAAAGUGCACAAGGGCUGGGGCUCCGCAGAUAACGUCAAUCAGGAAAAUAUCUCUCCAGGCCCUAAAGGCAGCUACGUUAAGAAAAAAUCAAAGAGGCCCUACUCGUCGGGACUUAAUAGUACUCCCGGUACUCCCAAACAGGUGGCAAGGAACGUAAACGUGCCUUGUCAAGUCAACGACUCGGACUCUGAUACGGCUGCUGGAUUUGAUUCGCAGUGGAAGAAUUGAUCCGAUUGAUUUACUACACACGUCACAAUUUGUUUACAGAACGGUGAUUGGAGUCACGCUUCAGAUUUUAAGUACUAUUUUUGUAGCACUUUUACAAUAUACUCAUUUUUUAUAAAA